This is a messenger RNA of Doryrhamphus excisus (bluestripe pipefish), 5084 nucleotides long. The record is from RefSeq and is a predicted model, not a curated record. NCBI's taxonomy places the organism in Eukaryota, Metazoa, Chordata, Actinopteri, Syngnathiformes, Syngnathidae.
UUCAGUGUGCCUGGUCCACCAUGGGUAGGUAGAAGAUGGCUUUGCAUGACUUUCACCUUCAUCAGUUGGAAGCCUGGGGGCCGUUUGUGUAUUUUGAUUGGCACCCCGAGAAUAUGAUCAUGAAAGAUAUUUAAAGCUCAACGUUUCACACACAGCUCGUCUCCUCAUUGAAGAACCUCGAUGGACCUCCAUGAUGCCCCGGGGGACAUGAGUCUGCGUCCUGCCCAAAGUCCAGCAUGAGCCCCUUGCCCGCCCUGCGGGUCUUGUACCUCCCGCUUUUAGUCUUCCAGGCGUCGGUGGUGUCCAAGCACGAGAGGUCGCUGGUGCCGAGCUCCGCCUCCCGCCUGGUGGCCAGAAUGGACGGGGACAUCAUCAUCGGCGCCCUCUUCUCCAUCCACCACCAGCCAUCGGCCGAGAAGGUGGCGGAGAGGAAGUGCGGGGAGGUGCGCGAGCAGUACGGCAUCCAGCGAGUGGAGGCCAUGUUCCACGCGCUGGACCGCAUCAACUCGGACCCGCAACUGCUGCCCAACAUCACGCUGGGAUGCGAGAUCCGCGACUCCUGCUGGCACUCCUCGGUGGCGCUGGAGCAGAGCAUCGAGUUCAUACGGGACUCUCUCAUCUCCAUCCGAGACGGCAACGACAACGUCAAGUGGUGCGUGGAUGGGGCAGCUUCCGGUCAGCCCCCGCCCACCAAAAAGCCCAUCGUGGGGGUCAUCGGGCCCGGCUCCAGCUCGGUCGCCAUUCAAGUGCAGAACCUGCUGCAGCUGUUCGACAUCCCGCAGAUCGCCUACUCGGCCACCAGCAUCGACCUCAGCGACAAGACGCUCUUCAAGUACUUCCUCAGGGUGGUGCCCUCCGACACCCUCCAGGCCCGGGCCCUUUUGGACAUUGUCAAACGAUACAACUGGACCUACGUGUCUGCCGUCCACACAGAAGGUAACUACGGAGAAAGCGGGAUGGAGGUGUUCAAGGAGCUGGCCUCGCAGGAAGGACUCUGCCUGUCGCACUCGGACAAGAUCUACAGCAACGCCGGAGAGAAGCAGUUUGACCGGCUGCUGCGGAAGCUGCGUGAGCGUCUUCCCAAAGCCAGGGUGGUGGUCUGCUUCUGCGAGGGCAUGACGGUACGAGGCCUGCUCAUGGCCAUGAGGCGCCUCGGAGUGGCCGGAGAAUUCCUCCUAAUUGGCAGCGAUGGCUGGGCCGACCGCGUGGAGGUGGUGGAGGGCUACGAGCAGGAGGCGCUGGGCGGCAUCACCGUCAAGCUGCAGUCGGAAGACGUCUCCUCCUUCGACGACUACUUCCUGAAACUCAAGCUGGCCACCAACACCCGCAACCCCUGGUUCCCCGAGUUCUGGCAGCACCGCUUCCAGUGUCGCCUUCCGGGUCACCCGCAGGAGAACAGGAAUUACCUGAGGAACUGCUCCGGUUCCGAGCACCUGGAGGACAACUACGUCCAAGACAGCAAGAUGGGCUUCGUCAUCAACGCCAUCUACGCCAUGGCCCACGGUCUCCACGACAUGCACGCCAACCUGUGCCCGGACGGGCACGCGGGCCUCUGCGACGCCAUGAAGCCCGUCGACGGCAGCCGACUGCUAGACUUCCUGCUCAGGACCUCCUUCGCUGGCGUCUCCGGGGAGGACAUCUGGUUUGACGACAACGGGGACUCACCCGGGAGAUACGAGAUCAUGAACUUCCAGAGCGUGAAGCCCGGAGCUUACGACUACAUCAACAUCGGCUCGUGGCACGAGGGCGUGCUCAGCAUCGACGACGGCGUGCUCCAGAUGAACCACAGCGGCACGGUGCGCUCGGUGUGCAGCGAGCCCUGCUCCAAAGGCGAGAUCAAGGUGAUCCGGAAGGGAGAGGUGAGCUGCUGCUGGAUCUGCACGGCCUGCAAAGACAACGAGUACGUCCAGGAUGAGUUCACAUGCAAGGCCUGCGAGCUGGGAUGGUGGCCCGACCAAGAACUGGAAGGCUGCGAGGCCAUCCCCUUGCGCUACCUGGAGUGGAGCAAUCCCGAAUCCAUCAUCCAAGUGGUUUUCUCCUGCUCGGGCAUCUUGGCGACGUCCUUCGUGGCCUUGACCUUCGUUUCGUACCGCGACACGCCCGUGGUGAAGUCGUCCAGCCGGGAGCUGUGCUACAUCAUCCUGGCCGGCAUCUUCCUGGGCUACCUGUGCCCCUUCACCCUCAUCGCCCGGCCCACCGUGGCCUCCUGCUACCUCCAGAGGCUGUUGGUGGGACUCUCGGCCGCCAUGUGCUACUCGGCGCUGGUCACCAAAACCAACCGCAUCGCCCGCAUCCUGGCGGGCAGCAAGAAAAAGAUCUGCACCAGAAAACCCCGCUUCAUGAGCGCUUGGGCCCAGGUGGCCAUCGCCUCCAUCCUCAUCAGCCUGCAGCUCACGCUGGAGGUCACGCUCAUGGUCCUGGAGCCCCCCGAGCCCAUCAAGUCCUACCCGAGCGUCAGGGAGGUCUUCCUCAUCUGCAACACCAGCAACCUGGGCGUGGUGGCGCCGCUGGGCUACAACGGCCUGCUCAUCAUGAGCUGCACGUACUACGCCUUCAAGACCCGCAACGUGCCCGCCAACUUCAACGAGGCCAAGUACAUCGCCUUCACCAUGUACACCACCUGCAUCAUCUGGCUGGCGUUCGUGCCCAUCUACUUCGGGAGCAACUACAAGAUCAUCACCACCUCCUUCUCCGUCAGCAUGAGCGUCACCGUGGCCCUGGGGUGCAUGUUCACGCCCAAGAUGUACAUCAUCAUCGCCAAGCCCGAACGCAACGUGCGCAGCGCCUUCACCACCUCGGACGCCGUGCGCAUGCACGUGGGCGACGGCAAGCUGGCGUGCCGGAGCAGCGGCCUGCUGGGAAUCUUCAGGAGGAGGAAGAACGCUGGGAACGGCGGUUCUAAUGGAAAGUCUGUGUCGUGGUCUGAAGCAGGUUCGAGGCCCCCCGCCCCCAAAGGCCAACACAUUUGGCACAGACUGUCUGUGCACGUGAAGAAGCAGGAGGCGGCCUCCAAUCAGACGGCCGUCAUCAAGCCGCUGACCUCCACCAGGCUUCCGUUCUCGCAGCUCAGCGCCAAGACUUUGUACAACCUGGCCGAGGAGGACGAGGGCGACGGCGCCAUGUUGGACAGCCCCGUGACUCCUCCCUCCAUGGCGGACCAGCCUCCUUCAGGGCGUCAGCGGGCCGAGCUCUACGCGCCGGGCUGCAUGCAGUACAACAACGUGCUCAGUCGGGAAGUUCUGGUGAAACUCAACCCGGAGGCUGCGGGGGGCGUGCCCCCGUACCCCCACAGCCACCUCGUCCACCAGGACCGCCUGCAGUUCUACGACCAGGAGCCCGCCUCCCCUUUAGAGGAGGACGUGGAGAACGAGCAGUUUGGUCUCCUCCAGGGCUACAUGCAUGACGGCCACCCUCCACAUGAGGAGGUCAAGGUGGCCACGGGGGAACCCUUGGCGCUCAUGCCCCCGUCUCCUUUUCGAGAUUUCGCAGCGCCGCCCUUGAGCCCGUUUUCCAAUUCGCCCAUAUCGGAGUCCAUUUUGUGCUCGCCACCCUGUGCUGCGUACGCGUCGGCCGUCCUUCAAGACAAGCAGAGUUCCUCCACUCUGUAAUUAACAUCAUUACAAUUAUGUUAUAUUAUUAUUAUUAUAUAUAUUAUAUUAUUAUAUAUUUAUUAUAUUAUAUAUAAUAUUAUAAAAUAUAAUAAAAAAAGAUAAAUAAUAUUAUGAAUAUUAUGACAAUGACAUUUAUGACAAUUUUUUAAAGCUUUUUUCUUGGGGAAAAAAAUAAAACAUUUUUUUUAUAUGCGCACCAGUUAGUUAGCUUACGUGCAAAGAGGGCGUCAAUUUGAAAUCGGGACAUUAAAAUAAUAAAUGAAAAUAAGAUAUGAUAUGAUAUGAUAUACCCAAGUGGUUAUUUGCUCAUGUUCGUGACGUUCAUCCGAUCAUUUACGGUAUACGUUACACUCAUAACGUACAGCUUUGACACGAUAAGCGGCCCUCGGGUAAAUGCUAUGAAUAUAUGCUACAGAGCUACAGGCUAACAUUUAUGCUAACGUGUUGACGUGUGGUAAGGUGACGUAUACGUGCGUUGUCAAUAGACUAAUAAUUCCUUGCUCAGUAAGCAUUUCAACUCGGCUUAAGUUUAGGGCGUUUGUGUCUUCAAUUCGAAAAAAAAGAUUAACAUCAAAGCGCGUUAGCGUGCGUUAGCUUGCGUGAAAACAACAUAAAGUCUUGUUCGUCCAAGUGUAAGUUGAUAAAAAUAUCCUUGAAGGGAUUUGUAGGGUUGACUUUGCUAUCGGGGAAAAAGCAGGCUAGCGCUUUAGAAACGUUCUUUCCAAGUGUGCUAUGCUAGGUAGCUGCUAGCUUUAGCGCUACAGAUAAUAACGAUACUGAAAAGUGAUACUGUAUGUCACAUUUUUCAUCAUAUAGAUACCUUUUUAUGUGUGAUUUUUUUUCCUAAAGGCUUGAAAGGUGAGUUGUUUUUUCUAACGAGACGUAUGUUUGGUUGGUCAAUGCAUCGCUACCGAUAACAUAUUGUUAACAUAGUGUUAGUAUUUCCCAUGUUGUGCUUGUACACAACGGAGUGGUACUGCAUUAUGUCAUGUAUGCAAGACAAAAAGUUGUAAUUUACCAAGGAAAAAGUCAUUUUAUGAGACUAAUGGAAUCUGGGAAAAUAUCAUUUUAGUAGCAUACAGUUUAAAUAUUAAAGAAAAAACAUUUUCUUUAAAAAAAAAAAAAGUAAAGGCAUAAUAUUAUGAGAAACUACGGUGGCGUAUUAGGGCCACUUUGGAAAAAAAACAAAUAAUCUGAGAUAUCGAAAAUAGUCGUAAAUGUACGAGAAAAAAGUACCCUUAUAAUCACGUUCUGAUGAUAAGAACUUUACUGCUGUUUUUGUUCUAUUUCAACUUUAUUCUUGUAGAUUUUCUUUUCAUAAUAUGGCUUUAUUUCCACAGUAUUCUGACUUUAGUCUCAUAAUAAAUAAAUAAAUAUAUAUAUAUAUAUAUAUAAUCAUAUUGAAACUUAGUUUUUCUUAAAUAUUUCAACUCUAUGCCACCAAAAUGACAUUGUUUUUAUGAGAAAAAAGUA